GUGUUGGUGUGGAGCCGGUGCUAGUAGCGGCGGCGGCGGCUGCUGCCCGGUUGUCGAAUGAAAACAUAACAAAACUGCUGCUGCUGCUGCUGGCACACUACCGAAUCGCUUCGCAAUGUGAGGAGCUCGGAAAAUCCCUCGCCAGACUAUUUAAGAAGUAUUCACAUCACCAGUAAGUCAGAUGCGACCCGGUGCUCGUCCGUGGCACAAGCCGAUCGGGACAUUUCGUUCCAUUUCGACGACAAGUCUUGACCUGGUGACAGUGACUGACAGAGUUGGUGGUGUUGCCGCGAGUGGAGCUCACGUCAUUCCAGUUCGAACAUGGACUGUGAGCACAUGGUCUGCUGCGGACGCGCUGCAUUGAAUGAAGUGAAGUGAGUUGUGCGGUUGAAAUUAAUCAUGAGUGGCUUGUAGCACAGUACUGGGGCCUCAGGUCCUCUGUGCGUGGAGCGGAUGCGGCUGCUUCGAGCCGAUUUUAAAAUGAAUGCCGCUCUGGCAAAAAUACGCACCGGUUGCCUUUGCAACGAAGAAACUUCAAUCCUUCAGGCGAUAUCGCCCUCAUUGCAAAAUGCACCGACUCUUGUCACCGAGCCGUACCUCCAAGCGCUGCAUCUACGGACGCAAUUGUGCGAAGUUGCGACAGAACGUUGUCUCUACGCCGUACCUGUUUGUAGAGCGAUGUUAGAGGUACUCAAACAACUUUGCAUCAAGCCCCUGAUGGAAACUUUGGACCAACCCGAUCAGGAGGAUAUACAGUGUCGUUUCCGUGAACAUGCCAUUGUUAGAGCCCUCGGACGACAAGCGUCCUUGAGUGGAGACCACCUCCAGAAGUUAUCAGAAUUGAUGCCACGCGUAAGACUCUACGUCCGCACCGGAGUCCUCAAGGUGUUCUACGAAAUCCUCUCGUGGAAGCGACCGCUCAACGAAAGUCUUUAUCCUGAGCAUCUGGGUCAUGAGUGCGAAGCGAGCCAAGUGGACAACCCUCUCCGAUCUCAAACCGAGCUCAUCCAGGCCGUUCACGACAUAAUCCAGGACUGUUGGAAAGUUCUGAGUAUUGCGGAUAAAGGCGACGUAGAUGAUUUCCUCUUCACUCUUAUCUACAUGACCCCUGAGCAGGUCAAGAUCUCACCCGAUUAUCAAAUAUUAAUUUAUCUCAUGGAUGAACGGGACCGAGGCAUCGUUUUGAAAGCAUUAUGUCUUCUCGACAAUGAGCUCUCAACAGUAUUGGCUGCCUCUAGUGCUGCGGAAUUUCGGAAAACGGCGGGGGAGCUCUACUCCUUAGCUGUCAAUAUUCUCAUGAUGUGCAGUGUGACGGAUGGUCAUUGGCAGCAGAUCGAAGACUUCCUAGAACUUCAGGAGGUUGAAGACUCGUGUUUGUUGUCGACAAAUAACUUGGCAUUGUUACGGAGGAAAUUAGUUUUGUUAUUUAAAGCUGUUUGCAUCAGCCCCGACGUGGCUUUGCCCAUCGACAAAUAUCGUCUUAACCUUUACCUGGACGAAAUCCUCUAUCUCAUGAGCGCACAAGAUGAUCUACUGAUACAGUUCAUGCUCUCUAAUCUCGUGAGCUAUUUGUAUAACGAGCAAGAAUUGCUCAACCCGCACAAAGUGUUCCUACGCUACCUCGGUAUGCAGAAUUUUUCGGAGCAAGAACUCAUGGACCAGCUCAUGUCAAGCGUUGACAUGUUAGUUUACCUUCUGAAGUAUCUCAAGCUCGUGUCGACCGAAUGGACUCGCUUCGUUGCCACGAUUGCCGAGGUCAAUGGAACCAAGCAACGGAAAUCCAAAGACGAGCCCGGGCCGUCGACGAGUACCAGCUCCGACGAAUGCGAUCCCGUCGAGCGCGUCAUGGAUACCCUCAUCCGACUGAAUCUUUUGCUACAACGAUUGAAUAAUUCGAAACUACUGCCUUUCGACGCAGCGCCCCUGUUGAAAGUCCUCGAGAGCAUCGAGUACCGAUACGAAGGUACGACGGGAGUGAAAUGUUCUUCGGCUUCGACUUCGUCCGCGCAUCUCUCGAAAGAUGAAGAAAUGCCAUCGACUUCGUCUUCUGCGAACGUUGCGCGCGAGCACGAUACUUGCUCGGAGAGUAGCCGCAGCAGAAGUAGCAGCAGCAGUUCCUAG
Molecule: messenger RNA, 2121 nt
Organism: Galendromus occidentalis (western predatory mite)
Lineage: Eukaryota; Metazoa; Arthropoda; Arachnida; Mesostigmata; Phytoseiidae
Gene: lin
Product: protein lines homolog
Exons: 7
Coding region: 454-2121 (555 amino acids)
Source: RefSeq, a predicted model, not a curated record